UACUAUUGAGUUUCUUCUUUUAGUCAUUUCUCUCUCUCUCUGUGUUCAUGUUCCAUAGGAGAAAUGUUGGAUUUUCAGUUGGAGAAAUCAUGAGUUCAAUCUCCAGUGUUAAACUCCAUUUAUGGUGGAUCGUUGUUCUUGUUGUUGUUGUGGUUCAAGGUUUUGGAGUGAACACCGAUGGGGUUCUCUUGCUUUCUCUUAAACUCUUUAUUCUGGGUGAUCCUCUAAACGUGUUGCAGAGCUGGAAGUCCUCCGACCAGACGCCAUGUUCGUGGAAUGGAGUGACUUGUGGAAGACCAGACAACGACUCCUAUGUCUACUCUCGUGUUACAGCGCUGUCUCUUCCGAAUUGUCGGCUUCUUGGUUCCAUCCCUUCCGAUCUGGGAAUGAUUCAGUACCUUGAAAUUCUCGAUCUUUCCAACAAUUCCUUCAAUGGGUCCCUUCCUCUUUCGAUUUUCAAUGCAACUCAGCUUCGGUCGCUUGAUUUGUCUAACAAUUCCAUUUCUGGGUUUAUACCGGAAACGAUAGGACGGUUGAGAAAUCUCCAAUCGCUUAACCUCUCCGAUAAUGCAUUGACGGGGGAUUUACCUGCAACUCUUACUAAUAUCCAGAACCUAACUGUUGUUUCUUUGAAGAACAAUUACUUGUCUGGAAACCUUCCAACUGGGUUCCAAUCUCUUCAAGUUUUGGAUCUUUCUUCAAAUCUCAUAUAUGGGUCCUUGCCUCCGAAUUUCGGAGGCGAAAAAGUUAGCUACUUUAACAUUUCUUACAACAGACUUUCCGGGGAAAUUCCGCCGCAAUUCGCCGAGAAAAUCCCUGGUAACGCCACCAUUGAUCUUUCUUUCAAUAACCUCAGAGGAGAAAUCCCGGAUUCCGUCGUUCUCAAGAAUCAAGUAUCCAAAUCUUUUUCCGGGAAUCCUCAUCUAUGCGGUGAAGCAACCAGGCGUGCUUGUCCUAUUCCUUCUUCACCGACUUCUCCGCCAGCAAUCGCCGCCAUCCCCAGAACGAUGGACUCCGACACGCCGGAAUCGUCGUCGGGUGCUAAAAAACAAGAUCAAAGCAGGCUGAAAACAGGAACGAUUGUAGGAAUUGUUGUGGGAGAUAUAGCCGGAAUCGCAUUCGUUAUCAUGGUUUUCAUCUUGGUGCACAAGUUAAAGAGGAAAAAGAGAGUCGAAACCGCAACGAAACAAGAAGCAAAAGACAAUUUGUCGAUAACAUCUUCAUCGUCGGAAUCAAAAGGGUUUUCGAGAUGGUCGUGUUUGAGAAAGAGAGGGGAGUACGAAGAAGAUUCUGACGCCACCUCCGACACCGAAGAAGAUCAAAGCGGGAGCAAAAGUCAAGACAAUCAACGGCAGCAAGAGCAAGAACACGACAAGAAAGGGACACUGGUAACGGUCGACGGGGAAAAGCAGCUUGAGCUGGAGACGUUACUAAAAGCAUCGGCUUACCUUUUAGGCGCGACGGGUUCCAGCAUAAUGUACAAGGCGGUUCUGGAAGACGGGACGCCGUUGGCGGUUCGAAGGAUCGGUGAGAACAGUGUGGACCGGUUCAGGGAUUUCGAGAACCAGGUCCGGGUCAUUGCUAAACUGGUUCACCCGAAUUUGGUCAGGAUUCGAGGGUUCUACUGUGGAGUUGAUGAAAAGCUCGUCAUCAACGAUUUUGUACCAAAUGGCAGCCUCGCCUACGCUCGUUACAGGAAAGCUGCUUCUUCACCAUGUCAUCUUCCAUGGGAAUCUCGGCUAAAGAUAGCUAAAGGUGUGGCCCGUGGCCUCGCAUAUCUCCAUGAGAAGAAGCAUGUGCAUGCCAAUUUGAAGCCGAGCAACAUCCUGUUAGGCACCGACAUGGAACCCAAGAUUGGAGAUUUCGGACUGGAAAGGCUGGUAACAGGCGACGCGAGUUAUAAAGCUGGAAUUUCAGCCCGAAACUUGGGCAGCAAGAGGUCAACCGUGUCGAGAGAAAGCUUCCAAGAUUUAGUAGGACCUAGCCCGAGUCCAAGCCCGAGUUCAUUAGGCGUAUCGCCUUACCACGCCCCCGAGUCACUUAGGAGCUUGAAGCCUCAUCCCAAGUGGGAUGUGUUCGCAUUCGGUGUGAUAUUACUGGAGCUCCUGACGGGGAAAGUGGUGGUGGUCGAUGAGCUCGGGCAGGGGAAUGGGAUCGUCGUCGAAGACAAAGACAAGGCCUUGAGGAUGGCCGAUGCGGCAAUCCGUGGCGAUUUGGACGGCAAAGAGGAUGCGUUGCUGGUUUGUUUUAGGUUGGGGUAUAGUUGCGCAUCUCCGAUCCCACAAAAGAGACCAUCCAUGAAAGAAGCUUUACAAAUACUUGAUAAAAUCCCAUCUUCAACAUGCUAUUAUGGACACUCAUGAACAAUCAAUAAAUGGAUCAAAUCGGAUACUGUCUUUGUAGAAAAUGUAUGUAUUGAUUGGCUGAUCAU
This is a messenger RNA of Hibiscus syriacus, 2431 nucleotides long. Its product is annotated as probable LRR receptor-like serine/threonine-protein kinase At4g37250. Gene Ontology annotation, biological process: protein phosphorylation. NCBI's taxonomy places the organism in Eukaryota, Viridiplantae, Streptophyta, Magnoliopsida, Malvales, Malvaceae. The record is from RefSeq and is a predicted model, not a curated record. The coding region runs from base 48 to 2363 and encodes 771 amino acids. The transcript has 2 exons. Gene Ontology annotation, molecular function: receptor serine/threonine kinase binding; protein kinase activity; ATP binding.